Molecule: messenger RNA, 3052 nt
Organism: Chinchilla lanigera (long-tailed chinchilla)
Lineage: Eukaryota; Metazoa; Chordata; Mammalia; Rodentia; Chinchillidae
Gene: Ric8b
Product: RIC8 guanine nucleotide exchange factor B
Exons: 10
Coding region: 130-1812 (560 amino acids)
Biological process (GO): G protein-coupled receptor signaling pathway
Cellular component (GO): plasma membrane; cytoplasm
Molecular function (GO): G-protein alpha-subunit binding; guanyl-nucleotide exchange factor activity
Source: RefSeq, a predicted model, not a curated record
AGCCCGGAGGGAGGGAGGGAAGGAGGGAAGGAAGGAAGCUGGGAAGGAGCGAGCGAGCGGGGGCGCGAGGCGUUCACCUGGAGGCAGCGCUCGAGCGCGCGAGCGGCCGCGGCUCCCGCACCUGCGGCCAUGGACGAGGAGCGCGCCCUCUGCAUCGUCCGAGCCGGCGAGGCGGGCGCGAUCGAGCGGGUCCUGCGGGACUACAGCGACAAGCAUAGGUCUACUUUCAAGUUUGAAUCCACAGAUGAAGAUAAAAGAAAGAAACUCUGUGAAGGCAUAUUUAAAGUCCUUGUAAAGGAUGUCCCAACAACGUGUCAAGUGUCCUGCCUGGAAGUACUCCGUAUUCUCUCCAGAGACAAAAAGAUUUUAGUUCCUGUAACAACUAAAGAAAAUAUGCAGAUACUGCUGAGACUAGCCAAGCUAAAUGAGUCAGAUGAUUCUUUGGAGAAAGUGUCCGAGUUCCCCGUUAUUGUGGAAUCGUUAAAGUGUCUAUGUAACAUAGUGUUCAACAGUCAGAUGGCACAGCAGCUCAGCCUGGAACUUAAUCUUGCCGCAAAGCUCUGUAACCUCCUGAGAAAGUACAAGGACCAAAAAUUUAGCAAUGACAUUAAAUGCUCUGACUUGCGCUUGCUCUUCCUCCUGUCACUUUUGCACACUGACAUCAGGUCACAAUUGCGCUAUGAGCUCCAAGGACUACCGCUGCUAACCCAGAUCUUGGAAAGUGCCUUUAGCAUCAAGUGGACCGAUGAGUAUGAAUCGGCCAUAGACCAUAAUGGACCUCCUCUAUCACCUCAGGAGACAGACUGUGCCAUUGAGGCCCUCAAAGCUCUCUUCAAUGUGACGGUAGACAGUUGGAAGGUGCACAAAGAGAGUGAUUCUCAUCAGUUCCGUGUCAUGGCAGCUGUCCUUCGCCAUUGUUUACUAAUCGUAGGUCCAACUGAAGACAAAACAGAAGAGCUGCACAGCAAUGCAGUCAACCUUUUAAGCAAUGUUCCGGUCUCUUGUUUGGAUGUUCUCAUUUGUCCACUAACCCAUGAAGAAACAGCCCAAGAAGCGACAACUCUAGAUGAACUGCCCAGCGAUAAAGCAGCUGAGAAAGAAACAGUUUUGAAAAACAGUGCUGUGGUGUACAAUGGUAUGAACAUGGAGGCCAUUCAUGUUUUACUCAGUUUUAUGGAGAAGAGAAUAGACAAGGGAAGCAGCUAUAGAGAGGGUCUAACUCCAGUUCUCAGCUUAUUAACAGAAUGUUCCCGAGCCCACCGAAACAUCAGAAAAUUUCUCAAAGAUAAGGUGUUACCGCCCUUGAGGGACGUCACAAACCGACCUGAAGUUGGCUCGACUGUGAGGAACAAGCUGGUGCGCCUCAUGACCCAUGUUGACCUUGGCGUCAAGCAGAUCGCUGCUGAGUUCCUUUUUGUGCUUUGCAAAGAGAGAGUGGAUAGCCUGCUGAAAUACACUGGCUAUGGGAACGCUGCGGGACUGUUGGCUGCCAGGGGCCUCUUGGCUGGAGGAAGAGGAGAUAAUUGGUACUCAGAGGAUGAGGACACAGACACUGAAGAAUACAAAAAUGCAAAACCAAACAUUAAUCUUAUCACUGGUCAUUUAGAGGAACCAAUGCCAAACCCCAUAGAUGAAAUGACAGAAGAACAAAAAGAAUAUGAAGCCAUGAAACUUGUCAACAUGCUUGAUAAACUUUCCAGAGAAGAGCUGCUUAAACCAAUGGGACUGAAACCUGAUGGGACAAUAACGCCUUUAGAGGAAGCACUCCACCAGUACUCUGUCAUCGAGGAGACCAGCUCCGACACAGACUGACCACGUCCUGUGCCCAGCUCUCAGUAUCGCUUUAUCAGCAGCUUUUCUCUGUAGCUCCAGGGGAGUCUUUUCUCUAAAACAUUUAUGCCCUUGCUUUGGCUAGAAACACAUUAACUGGUUUACUCGUUGAGAGUCCAGCAUAUUUAAGAGGUGAUCCUGUGUUUUUUGCAAUUUUGAGGCAUUUGUGCUGAGCUGCAGUUAGACGAUUACGGGCUGGAGGCAGAACGCGUAAUUCUGUUGCGUCAGGGUGCAGUGGAGGACUUCAGCCUGUGCAGCGUCCCUGGCUGAGUCUGCAGCUGUCUUCGCCAGGGUUCUGAGCAGCGGAGCUGGCCGUGCCCGCCCCUGGCUUGCUCGUGUGAGCGGCCCUCCUGAAUGUCUCCAGCUGCCGAGGUGCGGUGAGCAGGGUGAGCUGGUCAGUGAGGGCUGAGCAAGGGCUCCUGGGUCGGGACUGACUGAACGGAAGCCAAGCAGCUGCUCUGUAACCCUAGCCCCAUUCAUUUCAAUUUUGUACAUUUAGAAGCACACACACAUGCGCACAGAGCCCCGGACUUAACAGCCCGAUCUCACCCUAAAUGCUUUGUAUGUCACCGAGCUGGAACUUCAGAAUACAUCCUCCCCAUGAAGAGUCACGGAUGAUGGUUCUGUUCCCAGGCAGCUUCAAAUGCCUAUUUAUUCCCUGAUGUACCUGAACACUAGGACCACAGACCCGAACCACCAUCCGGACCAUGGCGUGGGAGCAUGCAUUCUGAGGCAGAACCUAGGGUGUCAGGAACCACACGCCCUCCGUCCCACAGAGGGAAUGGGGACCCCUGAGUAAUGGGGCGGGGCAGCGCCCUUUUGUACAUACAGGUCAUUCAUCUGUCAUGUGUUUUAAACCGGGGUCAGCAUGUGUGUGUGUGUUCUACCUUUCUACCAGAUGUGAUCAGUUUAAUGGUAACUUUAUUUAUUUAAAAAAAGAAACACAGAUAGUUACUAUUAAACUGACUAAGGCUGUUUAUUUUUACUGUUAGAACUGGUCAUAUGAAGAAGUAGAAAUGCACUUGUACAAUAGACAGUGGACCUAGUGAGUCAACGGCUGAAAUUGAGAAGGGUUGGUUUCCUUUUAUAUGUAUGUAUGUGUGCAUGUAUGUGUGCGUGGGGACACAUACGUGCAUAAGUGUACACACACAUAGAUAAUGUGCUUAACCACUGCCUUUUAAAACUUUAAAUUAAAUAAAACAUUGGGGUUGAUCGAUUUAGA